This is a messenger RNA of Brassica oleracea var. oleracea, 1608 nucleotides long. RefSeq lists its product as uncharacterized. Lineage: Eukaryota; Viridiplantae; Streptophyta; Magnoliopsida; Brassicales; Brassicaceae. The transcript has 7 exons. The record is from RefSeq and is a predicted model, not a curated record. Bases 1 to 1608 code for a protein of 535 amino acids.
AUGGCAGUAUUCUGUGAUCGGCCACACUUACAUGUUGAUACUGCUGGUCAAGCUCCAUUUCCUCCUUACAUGCUGGACGAAGAUGAAAAAAAACGUUUAUUGGAAUGUGUGAAACACACAGUUAAAUUCCCAGACGGAUAUGCUUCAGACUUAGCUAAUUGUGUUGAUUUAGAGAACAACAAAUUUUCUGGUAUGAAGAGUCAUGACUGCCAUGUUUUUAUGGAGUGGCUACUUCUGUUUAUCUUUUCAGAACUCCUAGACCAAAACGUCCAUCUUGCGCUAUCAGCGGUUGGAGUAUUUUUCCGAGACCUUUGCUCGAGAACCUUACAGAAAAAUCACGUCCAAAUGCUUAAACGAAAUAUUGUUUUGAUCAUCUGCAAUUUGGAGAAGAUUUUCCCACCAUCAUUUUUCGACGUCAUGCAGCACUUGCCUAUACAUCUCCCCUACGAAGCUGAACUAGGAGGACCUGUGAAAUAUAGGUGGAUGUAUGUUUUUGAAAGGAAUUUCAAAAAACUGAAAGCGAAAGCAAAGAACAAAAGAUUUGCAGCCGGCUCGAUUGUUGAAUCAUAUAUCAACGAUGAGAUAGCUUACUUCUCAGAGCACUACUUUGCUAACCAUAUACAAACGAAAUCAAGGUUCACAAGAUUUCAUGAAGGUGAAGUUCCCGUAUAUCAUGUUCUUGGAGUGCCAGAUAUAUUUACACAUGUAGGUCGUCCAAGUGGGGAAAUGCAAGAAAUAUGGCUUUCCGAGAAAGACUAUAGAUGCGCACAUGCAUAUGUUUUACGAAAUUGUGAUUAUUUUCAACCAUUUGAGAGGAUGUUUGAAGAUUUCCUUACUGCCAAAUAUGCAGACCUCUCUGAAAAAGACCUCUCUGCGAAGAGAGCUGACGAAUAUCAUAUAUGGGUGAAAGAUUAUGUUAGCUAUUGGAGCAACACACAUCAUUUUCCUAAGUGGGUUAAAGAUAUUGCGAAUGGACCCAUGAAUAAGGCCAGAACAUGGCCCAUCUAUUUCACAAGAGGCUUUUUGUUCCAUAUGCAAAAGCAUGGCGAGCGAAGAAAGACAUGUAACUACGGUGUGAGUGUUAAAGGGGAGAGCUACACAAAUGCAUCUGAUGAAGCUGAUUACUAUGGGAUCUUGACUGAUAUCAUACAAAUUCAGUAUGAGGGGUCGGUCGAUUUGAAAAUCACACUUUUUAAGUGUAAGUGGUAUGAUCCGUUAGUUGGUAGAGGCACUCGGCGGAGCAAUGGUGGCAUCGUCGAUGUUCUUUCAUCGAGGAAAUACCAUAAAUACGAACCAUUUAUUCUAGCAUCUCAAGCAGAUCAAGUUUGUUAUAUCCCGUAUCCGUACGUUAAGAAACCAAAGCAGUCGUGGCUCAAUGUUUUGAAAGUGAAUCCGAGGGGAAUCAUUUCUGGAGAAUAUGAAAAUAAAGAACCGACAUUGUUACAACAAGAAAAUGAUGAUGCUGUUUUAAUGACUACGGUUGAAGAUCUAGCAGUUGAUCAUUUGGUUCAUGCUCGGGUACAACCUGUAAAUCUCGAUAUUGAUGUGGAUGAUGUUGAACAAGAUGAUGAAUUUCAAUGUGAAAUUUUCACUCCCCGCCAAGCCUAA